AUGACAUCUACAAAAGCCGUCAAGUCAGCAACACAGGAUGUCAAGGUCCCAAAAAGGUCCUCAAAAAAAGAAAAGACGAGCCAAAUUACACAGAAAGAUGGUAAUAAGGUCCCCAAAGUGGAUAAACUGUUGAAGGAUAGUGUAAUGGAUGUCAAGUCAAAGGAUAAGAAAUUGGAUAAAAAGCUUAAAAGUCACAACCAAGAUACAAAGCCAAAAGAAGCCAAAAAGACAAAAAUACAUAUCGAUGAAAUAUCUAAAGAGUCAAAAGAAGAUAAGUCUUCAAAAGGAUCAAAAAAAGACAAUCUUUUAAACGAGGCAAAAGAAAAUAAGUCUUCAAAGGAGUCAAAAGAAAAUAAGCUUUCAAAGGAGUCAAAAGAAAAUAAGCUUUCAAAGGAAACAAAUCCUCAAAAGAUUCAAAAAAUGGAAAAAAAGGCCGAGAUUCGAAAAAGAGUAAUCACAAGUCGGGAAGAACUCCACGCCCAUGUUUCUGAGGAUUACUUCUCUCCACUUAAGACAACUGGGGCACCUUUUAGAAGGGUAGAUCCAAAUCUCAUAAAUUCUGAUGAUGUUAAAACAUUUUCUCAGUAUAAGGAUCCAACCACUUCAUAUGGGGACAAGGCAUUUUCUGACUUGGGUGCAACCCGCGGAAGAGACUUUCGCUACGAAAAAAACAAAAAGAAGAAGGGUUCAUAUCGCGGUGGAUUUAUUGACACCGGUGUGCAUUCCAUUCGAUUUGGUUAG
Mitosporidium daphniae is the source of this 741-nucleotide messenger RNA. RefSeq lists its product as uncharacterized. NCBI's taxonomy places the organism in Eukaryota, Fungi, Microsporidia. The coding region runs from base 1 to 741 and encodes 246 amino acids. The record is from RefSeq and is a predicted model, not a curated record. The transcript has 3 exons.